AUGAUCAAAGUUACGCGCGAAAUCGAUGUCCUCAAACUUGUCAAACAUCCUAACAUUGUCAGACUCUACAAUGUGAUUGAAGUGGAAAAGUACAUUGGGAUCAUGCUUGGGUAUGCCUCUGGUGGUGAACUAUUCAACCAUAUCUUAGCUCAUUGCUACUUGAAGGAGAAGGAUGCAUCAAAACUGUUUGCUCAGCUUAUCUCUGGAGUUACUUAUCUUCACGCCAAAAAGAUCGUUUAUCCGGAUUUGAAGCUAGAAAACUUGCUACUUGACCGAAAUCACAACAUCGUUAUCACUGACUUUGGCUUUGCCAAUUGCUUCGAGGAUCUUACCGAUGAUCUCAUGGCCACCUCAUGUGGUUCGCCCUAUUACGCUGCCCCCAAACUUGUUGUCCAGGAUGGUCGCUACGUCGGCUCUCAAGCAAUGUUGGCCGGUUACUUGCCCUUCAACGAUGACCCUUCCAAACCUGAUGGCAAUAACAUCAACUAG
Messenger RNA from Puccinia graminis f. sp. tritici CRL 75-36-700-3, 489 nucleotides. Its product is annotated as serine/threonine protein kinase. The transcript is spliced from 3 exons. Gene Ontology annotation, biological process: intracellular signal transduction; protein phosphorylation; microtubule cytoskeleton organization. Gene Ontology annotation, molecular function: tau-protein kinase activity; ATP binding; protein serine/threonine kinase activity. Gene Ontology annotation, cellular component: cytoplasm. The record is from RefSeq and is a predicted model, not a curated record. The coding region runs from base 1 to 489 and encodes 162 amino acids. Lineage: Eukaryota; Fungi; Basidiomycota; Pucciniomycetes; Pucciniales; Pucciniaceae.